Messenger RNA from Solea senegalensis (Senegalese sole), 1446 nucleotides. It is a transcript of the gene itgb1bp1, whose product is annotated as integrin beta 1 binding protein 1. Gene Ontology annotation, biological process: negative regulation of substrate adhesion-dependent cell spreading; negative regulation of focal adhesion assembly. The record is from RefSeq and is a predicted model, not a curated record. Gene Ontology annotation, cellular component: lamellipodium; cytoskeleton; cell periphery. Bases 217 to 813 code for a protein of 198 amino acids. Gene Ontology annotation, molecular function: integrin binding. Lineage: Eukaryota; Metazoa; Chordata; Actinopteri; Pleuronectiformes; Soleidae. The transcript has 7 exons.
GCCUCUUGUUGUUCGGCUGCGUCGCCUUUAAGUGGUGUUGGGUGUAGGCUGUGAAACUAAAACUGAAGAUAUUAAAACAGACGGGAAACUUUGAAGGAGACAAACUGUGAAUGGGACAUUGAGACUUCGGUCCAAACACAUUUGUGCUCUGCUAUCGGUGAUGGUGGUGGUGGUGGGGGGACUGCAGGGCUCCUGAUGCUGUCGUCAUGGUGAACGAUGUUCCGGAAAGUCAAAAAGCGCCACAGCAGCAGCAGCUCGCAGAGCAGUGAGAUCAGCACCAAAAGCAAGUCUGUGGACUCCAGUUUGGGAGGCCUCUCCAGAUCGAGCACGGUCGCCAGCCUCGACACCGACUCCACUAAGAGCUCAGGUAACAGUGCAUCUGACACGUGUGCCGAGUUCCGGGUGAAGUAUGUGGGAGCCAUCGAGAAGCUCCAGUUCGACAUGAGCAGGAUCCUCCAGGAGCCGCUGGACCUCAUCAAUUACAUCGACGCUGCUCAGCAAGAUGGAAAGCUGCCCUUCGUCCCCGGAGACGAGGACAUGGUCCUGGGCGUGUCCAAGUACGGCGUCAAAGUGGCCUCAGUGGACCAGUGUGACGUGCUGCAUCGUCACCCUCUGUACCUGAUCGUGCGUAUGCUGUGUUACGACGACGGACUCGGCGCGGGGAAGAACCUGCUGGCUCUCAAAACCACUGAACCAAGUCAAAGAGAAUGCAGUAUUUGGGUUUACCAGUGUAGCAGCUCAGAGCAGGCUCAGUCCAUCUGCAAGGUGCUGUCGACCUCUUUUGACUGCGUGCUGACAUCAGACAAGCCCUGAGGACAGAGAUCCUGUCAGGAGAACUGCAGAGUCAGUAACAGCUGAUAAAAAAUGUAACCAUUUCUGUUUUUUUACCCAAGUUUUAAGUGCAGUGCAAAUCUGAGUGUUGUUUUUUUUUUUAGUCAAAGUCUCGUCACCUCUCAAAAUAAAUUUAGGAGCCAAAAGUAAAUCGUAGACAGGCGAGAAAACACAAGAUUUUUGUUUUUAAGAGCUUUUUAAAGUCAAUGAAAUCCUAUUUAUUAUACAUGGUAAAAUGGUACAGGUAUACGUCAGCCUGUGCAAACUCAUGGGAGACAUUAACAUGCUCAGUGGUUCACAAUUUUGUUCUCUCUUCACGUGGAAACCACUCAGAUCUUUGUGUGUUUUUGUGAACAAAAGUAUUGGUACAGUAGCGGUCACUAUCUGACAAGAAGGUACAAAGGUCACAAAGAGUAGAUACGUAGUAAGUGUAUUUAGACAAGAAAAAUCCUAUUCCACUGUUUGUUUACAUUUGUGGUACUAACUGAAUUGCUGCAUUACUCACCAUGUCCUCAUCACCUUGUUCCAGUUAAGCUUGAGUCAUGAAACCGGUACAACAAUGUGUGAGUUUGAUAAACAAGUAUUUUACUGAUGAUUAAAAUGUCAUUUCACCUA